Messenger RNA from Lactuca virosa, 2778 nucleotides. The record is from the annotation of a GenBank genome assembly. Lineage: Eukaryota; Viridiplantae; Streptophyta; Magnoliopsida; Asterales; Asteraceae.
AUGUUGCAAAUCAUCACCCUUCUUUAUGUAAUGGUCACAGUCACAUGCGCUGGAUCAUCGGUAAGCCAUGAUGAAGAAUGCUCAGCCUUGUUUCAGUUUAAGCAAAGCAUAAUUCAUCAAGAUGAUGCGGCUUGUGCUGCCAGUUGGUUUCAGACAUUUGACUCUUGGAAACCCACAAGCAAUCCAUCGUCAGAUGCUGGUUUUGAUUGUUGUGUGUGGUAUGGGGUGGAGUGCAGCAACGACCAUGAGUACCGUCAUGUGGUUGCCCUUGACUUGAGCGAAAGGUUUCUUUGUGGGCAUAUCAGCUCUAGCAGCAAGCUCUUCAGCCUUGUGCAUCUUCAAAGCCUCAACCUUGCCAUGAAUGACUUUGAUGAAUCUGAAAUACCAUCUGAGAUUGGUCGUCUAAAGCAAUUAAGAAGCCUCAAUCUCUCUGAUUCUGGGUUUAGUGGCCAAAUACCGAAUGAAAUGUCGCAGUUGGUGCAAUUGUUUUCUUUAGAUCUUUCAAGGAAUCCACUAAAGCUUGAAAGUCCUAGUGGCCUCAAGAAACUACUGCAAAACAUAACAGGACUCAAAGAACUCGAUCUCUCCGGGGUUGACAUUAGUUCUUUUGUGCCUCAUUUCUUGGCCAACUUUUCUUCUUUGAGGUCAAUAAGGUUAUCUGAUUGUUCGCUUUGGAAUGAAUUCCCUUCCACUAUUCUUGGGCUACCAAAGUUGAAAAUUCUUGACGUGGCGUCCAAUACCAACCUCACCGGAUCUUUACCUGAAUUUUAUAACAACAGUUUACUUGAACAUGUGAAUCUAUCUUUCACUGGUUUCUUAGGGCGCAUUCCAAGUUCACUCAAUAACAUGACCCGGCUCACUACAUUGGGUCUUGGUAGCAAUAAGUUCACUGGCUUUGUUCCUUCAUUGGUUGGUCUUUCCGGACUCCAUGUUUUGCAACUUGAUGGUAACAAAUUCAAGAAUGGUUGCUUCCCUAAUUGGCUUGGCAAACUGACUAAACUUAGUGAACUAUAUCUAGCUAAUAUGAGCAUAAACUGUGAAAUCCCACACUUUCUUGCAAACCUAACCAAACUUGGUGUUGUUUCAAUCGAAAGAAAUUCACUUAUUGGGCAUAUACCAUCCUCGUUUUUCAACCUCACCCAACUAAGAAGGUUAAACCUUAAGUAUAAUCAAUUGCAAGGACCAAUUUCAAGGUCAUUUUCCAACUUCGAAAGUCUUCAAUAUCUUGGCCUACGUAUGAAUAAUUUCUGUGGUAGGGUAGAUCUAGGCAUAUUCCUAGGACUCAACAACCUCGAAACUCUUUACUUAAGUGAUAACAACAUAUCAUUAGUGGUCACCAACAACUACACCAAUACCACCUUACCACAUUUAAAAGUCUUAGACCUACAAUCAUGUAACUUGAAGGAGUUUCCAGCCUUUUUGCGCUUUCAAAAUAAAAUGACAGCCUUAUUUUUCGGCUUCAACAAACUUGAUGGCCUGAUACCAGUGUGGAUUUGGAACAACAGCCAAGAAACAUUACAACAGUUUGAUGUUUCAGAUAACUCCAUCACUGGCUUUCAUAAACAUCCACAUUUUCUACCAUGGCGAUUUUUGGAAGGUUUUUUCAUCGGUAAUAAUCACAUAGGAGGACAACUACCAAUUCCACCACAAACCACAACUGUUUAUUCAGCCCCAAACAAUUAUUUGACAGGAGAAAUACCAGAAUUGAUAUGUGAAGUGAAAUCUAUUCAACUGUUAGAUUUGUCUUCUAACAACAUGAGUGGAACUCUACCUCCAUGUUUGGGUAACUUAAGCAAUUCUCUGUUGGUUUUGGAUCUGAGACGAAAUAACUUUGAUGGUACAAUGAUGAAUGCGUUUAUGCUAGGAAGCCCUUUGAGAAGUAUUGAUUUGAGCGAAAAUCAAUUUACGGGUCAGCUGCCAAGGUCAUUGAUAAAUUGUACAAAUUUAGAGGUUCUCUCUCUUGGAGAUAACCUUUUUGAUGAUGUAUUUCCUUCUUGGUUGGGAACCCUUUCCAAUCUACAAGUUCUGGUUUUGCGGUCCAACAAAUUUUCUGGUGCACUUCAAGGUUCCGCAACUGUGUGGCAACAGUUCCCUAAGUUGCGGAUCAUAGACCUCUCUAACAAUGCUUUUAGUGGUCAUUUGCACCAUAAAUACUUCCAAACAUGGGAUUCCAUGAAAUCCGUUUAUGAUGGCAAAUCAUAUGUUAUGGAAACCAAUAUGUCCUUCAAAUCAUUCAGAGAAAUCCCGCAAUCACUCCAAGAUCUUCAAGGGCUUCAAUCACUCAAUCUUUCCAACAAUCAUUUUACUGGACAAGUCAUGCAGUCCUUGGGAUACCUAAAGAAUCUUGAAUCUAUGGAUCUCUCCCAAAACAAGUUAUCUGGAGAAAUUCCUCAACAGUUGGUGCAACUCAACUUCCUUUCCAUUUUCAAUGUGUCAUUCAACCAUCUUGGUGGGCGCAUACCCACAGGGCAACAAUUUAAUACAUUUGAGAAUGAUUCCUACAAGGGGAAUCCUGGAUUAUGCGGAAAACCUUUAUCCAUGAAAUGUCAAGGUUCAAAAGCGUCAAGACGUCCACCAGCAAGCAAUGCGUCAGAGUUUCUCUUCCCAAGUGAAAGAAUUGAUUGGAUCAUCAUAUUUUGUGGAGUUGGAAGUGGGCUGGUUGUUGGGGUUGUUAUUGGAAAUCUUCUAUAUAAAAGGUGUAGUGAUCGGUUCACAAAGAGGAAAGACAGAUGGGUAAGGCCACUUUGUAACACAAAGAGAAACCAAGGAGUAUCAUAG